This is a messenger RNA of Zophobas morio, 1424 nucleotides long. RefSeq lists its product as uncharacterized. The transcript has 2 exons. Bases 41 to 724 code for a protein of 227 amino acids. Lineage: Eukaryota; Metazoa; Arthropoda; Insecta; Coleoptera; Tenebrionidae. The record is from RefSeq and is a predicted model, not a curated record.
GACUGCGAUAAUUCUAGGGAGUUUAUUGAGAAAAUUUGACAUGUGGUGUUGUGUUGUGUUGGGUGUGGUGAUGUGGAAGGUUUCUUCGAGCGAGGCGAAACUCGUCGAUAUUUUCAAGAGCGAAAUCGAAGUUCUCGAAAACAUGAUUCGCUUAUCGCUGCGUUCGGGCUUAGAUUUAGUGGAGAAUCACGUAAAAGAACUGGAAGAGAAAACUUCCGAGAUAAGAAAUGAAGCGAUUAAUUUGAUAGAAGAGCACGGGUUUAGCGCACUCGAAAAUUUGGAAGUUUACACUGAGGCGUUCGCCGCUAGGGAAAAAAACGGGAGUCGGUGUGCCGAGGGGUUGGAGACGACUAUAUCGAGGACUCAAGACCGAGGGGUUAAUAAGCUCAAGACGUCGAACGUGUUUGCGAAAAUCCAGACUUUGGUGACCAAGUCGCUGCCAAUCAUGCUGAAGUUUCAGAAUGCUACUUUCGAAAUGAGAGAAGUGGCAAAAGGUUGCGCCUACGCCGACGACGACGAAUGCGUGUCCAAGGCCGUGGAAACCGUGGAGAACCUAAAGGAAGUGACGCCGUCGCUGAUCCAAACCGUGAUCAAUCGAUUGGAGAUGCAGAUUAAGAUUGUGGAAGCCGAGCUGGUCUCCGAGGUGCAGAAGGUCGUGAACGGGGUUGUGGAGGAGCACAGCGACGUGCUCUUCGACUUCAUCCAGUGCAUAAUCCAAGUUUAAAUUUAUCCCGUUUUUAUUAGCCGGCGAAAGUUGGAAAUGAGUAAUAAGUUUGCGAAGUUUGGGCAGAGCUGGAAAAAUAAUAAACUAAAUAAAAGCAUCAGGAACGAGAGGGUUUAAGCCGCAAAGAAACAUUAAAGCUUUCUGUGUCGGGGCUUAAUGUCCGAUGUAGAGCUUUAAAUCCUAAUUAAGCAUUAAAAGUCAGACACUCUGUUUUUGCAGCACUUGCCUAGGGACUUGACAAAAGCAUUUCGGUUAUAAAACGUAGCAGUUGGGCCUCUUGUGUAUUGUCGGCCGUCUUUCACGGUUUCCAUCAGUAUAAUGUCACGGAACUUUAUUACCGACCCUUCUCGGCCCGGCCAUUAAGCCAUGACAUAGAUACCCUUAAAAUCUGCCAGCUUCACAAGUUUUUUCCCUCGCAAGCCUGAAACAGAACCGUACUAGGAAUUUUAUUGACGAUUAUCGGACCGUGUUGACCCUGCGCUAUAAAAAAGGGUUGCCUAAAAUCUUAUUUCGAUUUCAAUUUGGCGAAAUUUUAUUCACCAGUUUUAAUUGGUUCGAGACUCUAAAGUUUUUUUUCAGAAAAGUGAAAUUGUGACUAAUUCGUGACGACCUGGUUAAUUGUGACACGCGCCCCCAAGUACCGCAAACUUCACUCCUCUACAGUCAAUUUGUGUCAUAAAUAAAACAACUUUUGUAUUGU